AUGUCGAUGCCUAAAAACACUUAUGUUUCAACUCCUGUUCACCUCGAAAAUUUAUGGGAAAUUUUUAAAAAAGAUCCAUUUUCGGAUCAAUCAAUUGAUUUUGCUCGAAUACUUGCGGCAUAUUAUCUUGAUUUUCCCUUAGUUGCACCAAAAAUUCCAGGCUCACUUCCUUCGCUUUAUGAAUGGCCAAAAUCAUCGUCAGACAUUAAUUUGGAUGAAAUCGUGCUGUUGAAGCGAGUUGACAUUGCAAAAACAAUAUCGACCAUAUGUGACGAGCGUACACCGCCGGUGCUUCUGUGGGCUUGCGGUCAUCACAUUGAGGCUAUUUAUUAUUGCGAUCAAUUUCGUGACCUUAAAUCACAAGCAAUGCUACGCUUCCUGGAGGAACAGUUAUCAGGACUCAAGCUCCUGCAAAUGUUUUGUGAAGGGCGCAUUGAAAUGGCGUUCAACGAACUUGAUAGCUUAGGAGAGAUAACAGAAUAUGGAAGCAUGCAAAAUAUGCAACUUUCAUGGGGGAAAUUAGCAGAUUCAUUAGUUCAAAUGGAUGCGAUCGCGGAGACACAAACGGUGAAUUUGCUGCUCGAUCGAAUAUUGACAAAAAUGUAUAGUAUACAUGAGAUGAUGCCUUUAUUUGUGAAUGCUGACAUACCGCUACCGCGACCUCCUGUUUAUAUGUGUACAGCUGUUCUCGGUUUCGGUGAGGAGCAGUAUUGCUAUGUCCGUUUAUGGAUUCUUAUCCAAGCCUACGUACGCUUGUUAUCCGACGCAAACGUACUGCUCAUUUGUAUAGAACAUUUUUGUUUGAAAUUCUUGGAAAUUAAUGGCAAAUGUGAAAAUCAAUUGAAACAAGUAAGUAUGAAGUAUUACAAUUUACUGAAAGGAGAAGUGAACGAUGACGAUGAUUUAUUAGUCAAAUGGAUGAGGGAAGCUGAUCAGAGUGAUUUUGAACAGUUAAAUCAUUUGUUCGAUUAUCUUUCUACUUUUCGUUCACCAUUUGCUCACAUGAGUGAAUUUUGUCCUGAAAAUAUUAUGUGUUGGCGAAAUCAUUUGCUCAAAGAAGUGAUACUUCAAGAAGGUAUAAGCAGAAAUGAAAUGCAACAAGAUCUGCAAAUAAAUACAGUUAGGACAAAGGUAUCAGACGGGGUAUUGAUAAGGGCGGAAUACAUAGCAAGCUGUUGGUCUUAUCCGACAUAUGUUGCUGAUGAAGGGCUGUUAGCAAUGAAUUUGAAGUUAUGUCCCUCUGAUUUUGUUUGUGGUACUACCCCGAGCAUUGCUGCUUCAUUGAAGCGCAUGCCGAGAAUCGAAGUCCCAGCAAGGAUAUGCCAUCAUUCAUCCUUUGAUAUUCGACCUUACACUCAGCGUCCUUUCACAAUCACCUCACGUUCUUUCCCAACGGUUACACGCCAUUUCAAAUGCAAGGAUAAAUCAGAUGUUGACAGAAUAGAUUCUUGGAGGAAACUUGAUAGAGCGAUGCAAAAAGUGAAUGUUAUGAUCGAUGAAGUGGAAGAGGAGCUCCGAAGUACCUCCUCAUACGUAAAAGCUCUACUGAACAUUAGACCAAAAGCAUUCCCUGAAAAGGGAACAAACAACAGUGGGAGCGAUCGGAUGUCAUUUUCUGACUUCAGCAGCUUAUCAAGCCAGAAGUCUGAAACAUCAUCCGUUAUUGAACAAUGCAAGUUCAUCAAUAAUGAUCGUUAUUCACUCGAUUCAAACCGUGAACCGGAAUGCCAUUCAGAAAUAGAAAAGCUAAAUUUUGAUUUGCUAUCCCCUCAGCCUACUGUUCGCAAUAGGGCUGUAGUCAAUAUCAUGUCAGCAUCGGCACCAAACGCUUCAGUGAUAUCUCCAGUUGUACCGAAUUCACAACACUCGGUCAACACACCAUCACCUUUGCCAGUGUGGUUGAAGCUGCUACCGGUUAAACAAAAAAAUUUUCUCCUAUCGCUUACCCCAAUGAUCAACCAAACAAAAGAAAUGAGGGGAGAUGGCGGUGUUCCGGAAAUCCAACUAUCACAAAUGAAGUUGUUAGAGGCGAUGGGUGAAAGAAAACAAUUACCGUCAAAUAAUUUGAAAUUUGAACUCGUUACGACUAUUGCUUCCACUCAACUAUGUGAUUAG
Cercopithifilaria johnstoni is the source of this 2115-nucleotide messenger RNA. Lineage: Eukaryota; Metazoa; Nematoda; Chromadorea; Rhabditida; Onchocercidae. The record is from the annotation of a GenBank genome assembly.